CCACCAGCGCCCCUUCUUUGCAGGCCCAGGCCCGCCGGGGCCAAUGGGAAAGCAGUGACCUCACCGAACUUGUAGGUCACAGAGCCUGUGCCUCGACCAAUGAGGGGCCGGUCCGUGGUCGUUAGAACACUGAGCGGGAGCCUCUGUACUGGCUAUCUUGAGCGGUUGAGACCAACUGGCGAAUCGCAACUGACCGCACCUGACCGCACCUGACCGCACUGCAGAGCUAGGCCGGUUGGAGAAAGUGCACCUAACGCCCAGCAUGUCUGGGCAAAGGAGCCGUGAAGGGCCCUCCGAUCACCAGAGGCGGAACCACAGCCGCACAAGCAACAGCAACCGCAACCGCAACCGCAGCCGCAGCCCGUCUACCAGAGCAGACUUGUCCUUUUCUGUGAGCCACCUGGAGCGCCUCCUGCGGGAAGGCCACUAUGCCCAGCGCUUCAGCUCACGCGCACCCGUGUACCUGGCGGCCAUCAUCGAGUACCUGACCACCACCGUCCUGGAGCUGGCGGGCAACGAGGCCCAGAAAAUCGGCCGCAGGCGCAUCACUCCGGAGCUCCUGGACAUGGCGAUCCACAACAACGCACUGCUCAGCGGCUUCUUUGGGAAUACCACCAUAUCCCAAGUGGCCCCGGGCUGGCAGUAGCUGCCCAGCAUGGCAUGGGUUCCCCGGGCCUCGACCCUAGGACGCCAGGCCCCCUCACAGCCCAGGCAGCCUGAGCCUGCCUGGUGCCUUGGGCAAAGUCAUUGAAAAUAAAGUGUUGAAAGAAACCCAUGU
Miniopterus natalensis is the source of this 778-nucleotide messenger RNA. It is a transcript of the gene H2AB1, whose product is annotated as H2A.B variant histone 1. The record is from RefSeq and is a predicted model, not a curated record. Lineage: Eukaryota; Metazoa; Chordata; Mammalia; Chiroptera; Miniopteridae. Gene Ontology annotation, molecular function: protein heterodimerization activity; structural constituent of chromatin; DNA binding. Gene Ontology annotation, cellular component: nucleosome.